GCGCAUGCUCCUUCCCCCGCUGCGGCCGCCGGCGCCGGGCCUGGCUGGAGCAUGGGGGCCUGGGAGCCGCCGCCAGCCCCACGGCCGGGCCCGGCGGCUCCUCCUGCUCCGCGCGGGGCCGGGCUCAGCCGCUUCGUGCGGUGCCUCUACCUGGUGGGCUUCCUGGACUUCUUUGGUGUAAGUAUGGUUGUGCCUCUGUUAAGCCUUCAUAUCAAGUCUCUAGGAGCAAGUCCAACUGUUGCAGGAGUAGUAGGAUCUCUUUAUGGUUUACUGCAGCUCUUUUCCAGCACAUUUGUGGGCUGCUGGAGUGAUGUAAUAGGAAGACGGUAUUCCCUGAUUGCCUGUAUCCUCUUCAGUGCAGUGGGUUAUUUGCUGCUUGGCAUGUCCACCAGUGUGUGUUUAUUUGCCAUUGCUAGGGUACCUGUAGGUAUUUUCAAACACACUCUCUCCAUAUCAAAAGCUCUUCUUUCUGACUUGGUUUCUGAGAAAGAGCGCCCUCUUGUAAUAGGACAUUUCAAUGCAGCCUCCAGUGUUGGUUUCAUCCUGGGUCCUGUGGUUGGUGGCUACUUUACAGAGCUAGAAAGUGGCUUUUACCUGACAUCUUUCAUCUGUUCUUUCAUCUUCAUUCUGAAUGCUGGCCUGGUCUGGAUGUUACCAUGGAGUGAGGAACACACAGAUAGUAAUGAAAAUGAACAGACCACCAGUAACAGCAGAGUGACAGCAAAGGCAAACUAUGACCUGCAGGUUAAAUCACUAGUUAAUGGAGCAAUGAAAUAUGAUACUCCCCUCCAGUUCCUAUGGAUUCCAGUUGGGUCAGUGCUGAAGAGGAUUAAAAGCAUUGCAUGCUCUGAUCUGUGGGAUGUAUUUUUAGUACGGCUACUAAUGUCUGUAGCUGUAAUGCUGUAUUAUAGCAAUUUUGUUCUGGCAAUUGAAGAGAGAUUUGGGGUGAAACCUAAGCUCACAGGGUACCUCAUAAGCUAUAGUAGCACCCUUGGAGCACUUGCUGGUUUUCUACUUGGACCAAUAACUAGACUUUAUCAACAUAACACUUAUGCACUUUUAUUACAUUCCACUGUUCUCACCUGUGUGUUGAUAAUGCUAUAUUCCACAGCACUCAGCAUAUGGACGGUCAUUUUAUCGUCAACAUUUUUGGCGUUUUCAACCACUGUAGGACGCACUUGCAUCACUGACCUUGAGUUGACCCUGGGUGGGAAUCAGGCCAGUGGCACGCUCAUAGGAGUUGGUCAGUCUGUGACAUCUGUGGGACGCAUAAUUGCCCCUCUUCUCUCAGGAAUUGCACAGGAGUUCAGUCCCUGUGGCCCUCCAAGUCUUGGUGUGGGGCUGGCGCUGGUAGCUAUUCUGAUAAUGCUCGUGAACACACCACGAUAUUGCAGCGGUAGAACUGCUAAAUUAAAAAGUGAAUAGCAGCUUAUUUUGGACAGGCUGGUGCAUCAUCAAUAAAAUGCAAAGCACUAAAAACCUGUAUUGUACCAACAGGCUGUUUUCUCAAAGGAAUGGUACAAGUUCAAGGGGAGGCCAGCCUGCCUGAGCCCUCAGAUUCAUACAGACUUAUCUGCUGCAGGAUCAUACCUCAAGACAGGAAUGCUCAGAGCUGUAGUUCAGAGAGAAAUUCUCUUUCAGAGGUGCAGGUAUCAUUUAAAAACUUUCGUAAAUUGAGAAUUGUAUUUUCUUUGUGCUAAUAAGGUUGAAAUCCCUUCAAGAAAAAUGAUUCUGAGUAUAUAAAUGGCUGAUGAAUAAUCCAGUUUGCAGCCCCACGUUGAAGCAUGACGGUUAGACUGAUAGGCUCUUUGACUGAGAGAGACAGACUAGUGAAGUUUUUUAUUUAGACAAGUACAAUUUGUUAUGUGCACUUAUCAUUAUGAGACAUUAAGGCUGACCUGUAUAAACCAUUGGCCUCCUGUGACAAUGGCUUGUUGAUAAAUCAGAGGUUGCAUAUAUAACUUGUGACACAUGCUCUGCCUAGAAGCUUUCCCAUGCAGCAUAAUUAGCCAUUCCCAACUGGCUAGCUGACAUUCUGCUUUCACUCCUCUGUCCCAGUAUUUCUGGUAAAUAGAGCUGUGUAUGCUCUAGCGCUUAUUUUUCUUUUAUAUAUACUAGAUAAGGUAUUUAAAGAGAAAAUGCCAUCGUGCAGAGUAAGGGUGAUUGAAGAUGAGAUCAUGUAAAUUACAGUGAAAUUUGCACUAGUGGUACCUGGACUAGUGAACAUCUCCAUCUGGCAACCUUCUCUCAUAAGUGAGUAUUUGAAGGAACUCCCAGAACUCCCUGUGCAAUUUUGUUCCAUCUUCAUUUUAAGAAUAACCACUCUUUCCUGUUCUUUAAAUGGUUGUUUAAGAUACAUUUUGGAAAAUCUAGUGAUGUUUUAAAGUGUUUGUUCCACGUAGGAUUAAUCCACUAUUUUUCAUCUCUGAAGACAUUAAAUUUAAAUCCCAAUUUAGGUAACCAGGGAAAAUGUGUGUUUGGCAGCUUAAUCUUCAUUUGUCUGCAUCCAUUUUAGCAGGCCAAAGCUAAUGGAGGUUGAUGCGGGUAAAGACUGAAAUGCAUUGACAGAUUUAUGGAGAUGGUUUCCAUAGCGCUGACCGAUACUAUACCAGGUUCAAGUCAGCGUUACUAGCCCAUCACAUUUUUGAGCAUUACGUUUGAGCCACUGUUUUUAAAAAAAGUUUGUUCUUAUAGUGCCUUUUAUCUGAAAGUUUCAUAGCACUUCCCGUUUAAUUAUUUGAUGUAGUAUACAAAGCCGCUCUGCAGAUUUUUUUAUUGAAUUUAGCAUAUAUGAUGUGCACAUGCAACUUUAAAUCUUACUUCAGAGCUGUCACAGAUGGCGUUUUGUAAUUUUGUUUUUAAAUCAACUUUUCUCCUUCUUAAAGUCUCUUUUCUUACAGAGUGCCUGCUCCUGUUUGAAAUCACUGGCAAAAUCCCUUUGAUCUCAGUAAGAGCACAAUGGGAGCACAUAUAUAUAUUUUAAUAACUUUAAAUUUUAUAGGCGGACACAAUGAGACUAGUCUAUAUAUGUGCUUGUUUUCGGGAGGUACCCUUGAUUUCUGUGUGAGAGUUAAGCUUCAUGCAAAAAAUGGAAUCUUCUCAUUUUUAAUGUACUGUAAAUUUCAUCUUUUUUUUUACUGUGCCCUGGGAUAAAGUUUUGCUAUGUGACUUAGGCACUUAGGAGCCCAAGUCCUAUUGACUUUCAAUUGAGACUUAGGCACCUAAGUCACUUUUGAUAAUUUUAUCUCUGGUGACCAUUUAAGCAAGAGCCUCAAAACAUCGCCCUCACUAAUUCUCUUGCCCUUUUUCCCUCCACUAAGGAAAGAAACAUAAUUCCCCAGAACAGGGACCUUUAUCAUAGAAUCAUAGGAGAUUAGGUUUGGAAGAGACCUCAGGAGGUCAUCUAGUCCAACCCUCUGCUCAAAGCAGGACCAACCCAACUAAAUCAUCCCAGCCAGGGCUUUGUCAAGCCGGGCCUUAAAAACCUCUGAGGAUGGAGAUUCCACCACUUCCCGAGGUAACCCAUUCCAGUGCUUCACCAUCCUCCUAGUGAAAUAGUUUUUCCUAAUAUCCAUCCUAGACCUCCCCCACUGCAACUUGAGACCAUUGCUCCUUGUUCUGUCAUCUGCCACCACUGAGAACAGCCUCUUUGGAACCCCUCUUCAGGUAGCUGAAGGCUGCUAUCAAAUCCCCCCCUCACUCUUCUCUUCUGCAGACUAAAUAAGCCCAGUUCCCUCAGCCUCUUCUCAUAAGUCAUGUGCCCCAGCCCCCUAAUCAUUUUCGUUGCCCUCCACUGGACUCUCUCCAAUUUGUCCACAUCCUUUCUGUAGUCAGGAGCCCCAAACUGGAUGCAGUACUCUAGAUGUGGUCUCACCAGUGGCGAAUAGAGGGGAAUAAUCACUUGCCUCGAUCUGGCAGUGCUUCUACUAAUGCAGCCCAGUGUGCUGUUAGACUUCUUGGCAGCAAUGGCGCACUUUGCUGCUGCCACUUGGAAUGAAGUGGAAAUAAAGCAUAGUGAACUGGUAUUUGGUAUAAAGGAUUUAACACCUUUGGUGGUCGUCUUGCCCGACAACCAACAGCUAGAAAGUCAUCCUAACUUGUGACACUGAUAACAAAAGUGUGGGGCUUUCUUAGACCAAAUGCACCAUGAAAUUAGUUUACACUAGAUUUAACAAUUGUCUGCAUACCACUCUUUGGGGUGAUAGGACUCAAUACUUCACUUUUUAUGUUUAUGCACAAGCUGAAGCACUUUGUGCUUUCCACAACCUUUUUUAUUUUUUUUUAUUUAACAUUGAUUGAUUUUUGGUUUGGAAGAUAUGUUGUAUUUUUCUUACUGUCUAAAUCUGUAUUAUGGAAAAUUAAUAUUUGGAGUGAGAAGCCUGUGGAAGAUGUGGUCUCAGGGACAUACUGUAGCUGAUGCUACUGGACAAAGUGGCUGUAUUUAUAAUAUAAUGUGAUUUUGAAGUACUUUAGAAAGGAUUACUCUCUGUAGUUUAGUUACAAAUAUUGCACUAAAAUUCUUUUUUAAAAAGCAAUAAAGUGAAAUGACAUUCCAUUUUUA
Molecule: messenger RNA, 4561 nt
Organism: Chelonia mydas (Green sea turtle)
Lineage: Eukaryota; Metazoa; Chordata; Testudines; Cheloniidae
Gene: SLC67A2
Product: major facilitator superfamily domain containing 9
Exons: 6
Coding region: 52-1425 (457 amino acids)
Biological process (GO): transmembrane transport
Cellular component (GO): membrane
Molecular function (GO): transmembrane transporter activity
Source: RefSeq, a predicted model, not a curated record